Molecule: messenger RNA, 811 nt
Organism: Pleuronectes platessa (European plaice)
Lineage: Eukaryota; Metazoa; Chordata; Actinopteri; Pleuronectiformes; Pleuronectidae
Gene: arl2bp
Product: ADP-ribosylation factor-like 2 binding protein
Exons: 7
Coding region: 104-643 (179 amino acids)
Biological process (GO): positive regulation of tyrosine phosphorylation of STAT protein; maintenance of protein location in nucleus
Cellular component (GO): mitochondrial intermembrane space
Source: RefSeq, a predicted model, not a curated record
CUUUGUUUUGCCCGGACAGAGAUGAAGUGCGCACAUAAAUUCGCCGUUUCCUAGGCAACAACGUUACGUUCACAGCAUCCAGGAGAAGAUCACCGCGGACAACAUGGACGUCCACGAGCGAAAUGUGCGCAGCUGUGUAGACAACAUCGUGGAGAUGGUGGACAUGGACGAAGAGAACUUUGCUGUUUCCAGUUCCUCUGCGACAGAUUCUGCUUUCGAUGCCGUUAUCGGCUGCAUAGAGAACAUCAUCAUGGAGGAGGAGUUUCAGCAGCUUCAGCAGAGUUUCAUGGAGAAACACUACCUGGAAUUUGACAACUCUGAUGAGAACAAACUCUGCUACACAACCAUCUUCAAAGAAUAUGUUGAUCGACUGGAGAAACAUUUGGAGCAGCAGCUGAUGGAGAGAAUCCCAGACUUCAACAUGAACACUUUCAUAGAGCUGCUCAUGCAGCACAAAGACGAGGUGGCAGGGGACAUCGUUGAAAUGCUGCUGACCUUCACAGAUUUCAUGGCCUUUAAGGAGAUGUUUCUGGAAUACAGAGCUGAGAAGGAGGGCCAAGGUCUGGACCUGAGUCAGGGACUGGUGGUCACACCUCUAAUCCCUUCAUGCCUCAAACGCAGCAGCUCCACUGAAUCACAGUGAUGAUGAGUUGUGUUAAUGUUUUUUUUUUUUUUUUUAACUCUGGUGUCGAGCGUCAGGAUUCUCUCCACAUGUGCACAAACAGCCCCUGAAGACAAUUAAUUUAUGCAUUCCAGUGCGUUUUUUUGUAUUGUUGGGAUGAUUGUUUAAGCCUCUCUCUUGUUAAAUAGU